This is a messenger RNA of Eriocheir sinensis (Chinese mitten crab), 2337 nucleotides long. RefSeq lists its product as uncharacterized. The transcript is spliced from 3 exons. Gene Ontology annotation, molecular function: protein folding chaperone. The coding region runs from base 108 to 1352 and encodes 414 amino acids. Gene Ontology annotation, biological process: protein refolding; response to heat. NCBI's taxonomy places the organism in Eukaryota, Metazoa, Arthropoda, Malacostraca, Decapoda, Varunidae. The record is from RefSeq and is a predicted model, not a curated record.
AGAAGCGGUGUGAGGUGUUUGCAGCCAGUCAGGAGAAGCAAGUGGCACCCAGACGGGGCACGGAGCGAGCGAGUGUUUUGUGCUGGUCGAGUUAAAACGUCUUCAAGAUGUCACUGGCGAGCUCUCUGCUAAGCGAGGGUAUUCGGCUGCCCAUCUCCCGCCGAGGACUGUUCUCCAAGGAUGAUUUCUUCAGCGGGUUCCAGGACGACUACAAAAACGCAGUGGAGGACGUGUUGGAUCGCUGGCGCUCCCGCUCCUCAGCCGCUGACCGCUUCGCCUCCUACAGGAAGUUGAGAGAGCAAGACACGUCCGAGGACAGCCAGGCGGCGACCAUUUCUGAGACGCCCGACAACUAUGUGAUCGUGCUGGACAUGGGGAAGUACAGCGGAGGGCAAAUCACCGUGGAGACCCAGGGCUACUCGGCGGUGGUGAAGGGCGAGGCGGGCAAUCUCAAGUACCAGCGUCGCUUCCCUCUGCCGAAGGACACCAACACGGAUCGGGUGGUGGCGGACCUGUCACACGAGAGCAUUCUUACCGUCAGUGCCCCGCGGAAGGUGAAAGGUGACGGAUCGAAGGGCCCCGCAACGCCAUCAGGGAAGGAAGGAAGCUUCAACAACGUCUCCACAAUCUCUGCGGAGGAGCGAAUCAUCCCCACCGCCGCCCCAGCCACUCAGAGAACCCAAGAAAUCCACUCGUCUGCGUCCUCUUGUCGUAAGGGUUCAAGCAGCAGAAUCAUUCCCCUUAGGUUUGAAGACGACACUGAGAGCAAUGACACUCCCACUCCUUCCUCCACCUCCGCCUCCUCCACAUCACAGAGCAGCGAGAUGACGGGGUCCUUCGAGAGGGUCAUUCCAACAAUAAGAGAAGGGGAUGUUCCCGCUAACGGCCAUAGAAGGAGCUCGAUGCAGUACUCUUCCUUCCAAAGCAGAGUUCUCCCCAUCAAGCGGCGAGGGAGGUUCUUCCAAGACUCUACCUUUGAGAGAGUUUGGGACGACUUCGAAAAUGCCGUGGACGACCUGGUGACGAAGAAAGGCUCUGAGACGGAGGAGGAUCAGAAGGACGACGACCAGAUCCAGAGCUACAUGAACCUCCGGAAGGUGAUCAAGGAGGAGGACAACCAGGCGGCGACGGUCACGAAGGAGGAGGAUGGGUACAAGAUCGUCAUGGAUGUGAAGGACUUCGCGGACGCUGUUCUGGACGUGAAGGCGCUCGAGGGCUCCAUCGUGGUCAAGGGUCAGAAGGGAACCAACAGUUUUGAGCGGCGGUUCUCCAUCCCGGGACUGUCGGAGCCGGAGAAGGUGGCGGCUGCUCUCUCUGCUGACGGCGUUCUGACCAUCACUGCUCCGCUCUAAACUCUCAAACGACGCCUCUCUGUGUAUGAAUCCUCUCCGUUUGUCUGCCUAAGUACGUGUGUCCGUCCCCCUUGAAGUUGUUGGCUGCUCGUUCUGCUGACGGGGUUCGAACCAUCACCGCCUUGCCCCAAACGACGUCUCUAUAAAAUUCGUCUCCGUUUAUCUGUUUAAGUACUUGUGUCUGUCCCUUUCAAGAAGUUAGCAGCCCAUAAAUAUGAUCUGUACAUAAAUCUUCUUGGCGACUGUCUCAUCAGUUUCCGACGCUCUCUAAACGCUAAAGAUAUGACUAUAGUAAGAGAAAUGCGGUUCAUGUUCCACUUUUGCUAAGGAGUGUCUAGUCAGCCUUUGGAAGCUUUAAAUGUUUCAUCUCCAUGCAAAAGAUCGUCCAAGUUUGUGCCCGUCCGGUUGACAAUGCGGCCUUGCUCCCCGCCGCCAAGCCUGCCAAGAGCAACACGGCUCACGGCCCCUCCCUGUGUCACCCUCCACGUGGCUUCCUGCAUGUCUGUCUUCAUUAAAGGGAAACAUUUUAUUUUACCUUGUGUGUGUGUGUGUGUGUGUGUGUGUGUGUGAAGAGAACCGGUUUCCUUUGACAUACCGUAAUGCAUUAUCUCAUCAUCCCGUUGAGUAGCGAGAAGAGAGCAUUGACUGCCCUCCACGCCCCCAGCUUGUAUGUGUAGGAUUGAACGCACCGAGACAACAAAACUCCCUCCUGUGUGUGGAAGCCUCGGUGAGUUCAGUCCUUGCCGCCCUCCGUGUUGCAGACGUUGGAGAAGUAUACGUAUAUUCUUGUAUGGAUAUAAUCUCAUUUUCUUUCUUUGCUUUUCAUUUAGUUUUGUUUUUGAUGAGUUAAGAAUGUACAUGAAAAAUCCGAUCUACAUUUAAGUAUAUAAUAUCAAUAGGUUAUAAGAGUGCCACCUCUCGCACUGUGUAAGGUGUAUAUCGUGUAUCAUAGACUUUUGUAUCGGUCAAUAAAGUCUGAAUUUUU